UUCAUCUUUGGUUAAAAUGCACCAAAGAAACAACAUAGAGCUUUCAUAAGUAGCCUAAGUCUUUCAGUUUGAACUCAUACUAUUUGAGUAACUCACGAUUGUUGGGUGACAUUCAAAUUAAAUUUCCUCUUUUAAGAUGCAAUAAAACCCACAGCAUGUUUUCUCCGAUAUUUCAGGCUUAACUCGGAUGCCUCUUCGCUGCCUGUGUUGGGUCCAGCUGAUCUGAGUGAGAGUGAUUCAGAGAGGCGUCGACUUGAAUUGACAGACGACGGCAGAGUGGAGUGUGGACAUCAUCAAAUGGCAGCUUUCAACUCCGGUUUCAUCUCGGACCUGUCUGAAUGGAGGAGACUCUGAGAAGGGCGUUAUGGCAAUGGAGAGCAGUUUAUGGAGUACCUGCGACUACAGCCACAAUGUCACCUUCUUCUACAACUUGGUGGGCAAGAAGAUCAGCGUGGAGUGGGCGACUCGGGACGUAGUUGUGAUUGGAGUGGGCUUGACUGUAUGUGUCAUUGUAGUCCUGGCCAACCUGAUGGUGAUGGUAGCCAUCUCCAUGAACCACCGCUUCCACUUCCCCAUCUUCUAUCUCCUGGGUAACAUGGCUGCAGCUGACCUGUUUGCAGGGAUCGCCUACGCCAACCUGAUUUUGCACACCGGCCCCUGGACUAGCACACUCACCAAGGAGCAGUGGUACAUCCGAGGGACUUUGAUCGACAUGAGUCUCACGGCCUCUGUGGGCAACCUUCUGGCUGUUGCCGUGGAGCGCCACCAGACCAUAAUCACCAUGCAGCUGCACAGCAAGAUGCCUAAACGGCGGGUGGUGCUGCUGAUUGUCUGCAUCUGGGCUGUGAGCAUCAUCAUGGGGCUGGUGCCCUCGCUGUUUUGGAACUGCGAGUGUGACCUAGAGGACUGCUCCACCGUGGCUCCGCUCUACAGCCGCCGCUUCCUCAUCUUCUGGGCAAUUCUCAACCUGCUCACAUUCUUCAUCAUGGUGGCCAUGUACGCCCGUAUCUUCUUCUAUGUGAGAUACCAGAUCUCACACAUGUCUCAGCACACCUCGGAGAUAAGGCAGACUGUUGUCAGCCUGAUGAAAACUAUCUCCAUAGUACUGGGAGCCUUUGUGAUCUGCUGGAUGCCCGGCCUCGUGACUCUCUUACUGGAUGGGCUGUUGGGCAAAGCCAGCCAUGCCAACGCCUUCGAGAAGUUCUGUUUGGUCGUAGCUGAGUGCAACUCUCUGGUCAAUCCGAUCAUAUAUUCCUUGCGAGACGAGGAGAUGCGGAGGACGUUCAAGUGGAUCCUAUGCUGCCUGUGUCGGAGAGGGGGCAACAACCCGAGGGAGCUAUCACCUGUGGGGAUUUACCCCCGACUGCCAGAGGGAACUGCUGGCUGUGUCCUGAGGUCAGAAGAGCAGGCCGUCUGUCCAGAAACUAGCUCUAAAGAAGACAGCUGGACGAUAUCGGGGGUAUGAUGUCUAUACGCCAGCAACUCAUCUAACAACACACAUCGUGUAAUAUUCUGUCUCUUGUUUUUUCUGCCAAAUGACCCGUCAUACUGUUUGUUUUGUCAAGUGAAAAAUAUAUAUAAAGAUGCAGCUUUUGAAAAUA
Eleginops maclovinus (Patagonian blennie) is the source of this 1601-nucleotide messenger RNA. It is a transcript of the gene lpar2a, whose product is annotated as lysophosphatidic acid receptor 2a. NCBI's taxonomy places the organism in Eukaryota, Metazoa, Chordata, Actinopteri, Perciformes, Eleginopidae. The transcript has 4 exons. Gene Ontology annotation, cellular component: cytoplasm; plasma membrane. Gene Ontology annotation, molecular function: lysophosphatidic acid receptor activity. The record is from RefSeq and is a predicted model, not a curated record. Bases 365 to 1465 code for a protein of 366 amino acids. Gene Ontology annotation, biological process: regulation of metabolic process; adenylate cyclase-activating G protein-coupled receptor signaling pathway.